Molecule: messenger RNA, 1974 nt
Organism: Vitrella brassicaformis
Lineage: Eukaryota; Vitrellaceae
Source: the annotation of a GenBank genome assembly
CCCUGCGAUUGCUGCUCCGCCCACUCUGCCACCUCGGGCGGCGCGUCCACCUUGACCACCUUGCGCUGGGCUUGCUCAUACCACAGGGAGUCGAUCACCUCGUUGAUCUCCUUCUCCUUGGCCGGGUCGGGCGGCGGCUGCUCCACGGCGUCAUAGACAAGCCACGCAGCCGUACCGCGGGGGUCGUAUGUGGCCACCACGGCCAUCUGGGGAUGGGGGGCACGUUUCUUGCAUGGCAGGCGGGCGGGGAGCCGCCGCGGCGAGGGCGGUUGGGUGAGAGGCCUGGGGGUGAGGGUCGAGGGGAGGGUGGAGGGGAAAUCUGGGGCCGCUGCCAUAUGUGGUGGUAUCGCUGUGAGAGGGAGAGAGAGAGAGAGAGAUCAGACAAACACACACAGAGAGAAGAUACUCGUAUACUAAUGCCUCUGUGUCCUUCUGUGCUGGUGUUGGUUAGUGUGUCACCCACCCCCACCCACCUGCUGGAACGGCCUGAGGGCGUUCUGGGCGUCUUCAUAGUGGGGGUUCGCAAACUCCUUCACAUCAGGCAUGGGGCUGGUCUCCUGCAGGAAGCGGAUGGUGCCCUCAAAGUCCUCCUUGGUCGGGAGACCUUGUCCCUUCCGCCCUCCCCCUCCCAAAUUCGUGUUGACCAGGAACCGCUGCUCCGCCGUCCCGUUGACAUCCGCCGCCGCCGCACUCGCCGCACUAGCACCACCACUCGCAGGAUCAAGGACGAGAAGCUUCUGGUAGUACAUAUGAUCCAUCUUGGCCCAGUUCACCCUGAUGGGCUCGUCCUUGUUCUGCUUCUUGAUGUUCCGCUUCUUGAUGGGCUUGUCCUUGUUGUUGGCCCCUGCUGCCGCACCCCCACCGGCAUUCCUGUCCCUCUCCCUCUCCCUCUCGAAGGGCUGCUCGAGGUCAAAAGGGUGGUGGUCGAGCCCAUGGCCGAGUGGGAAUGGGAUGCGUGGCGGUGGGGCGUGGGGGAAGGGUGGCAGAGCCAUGAGAUCGUCCGGCAGGUCAUCCGUCAGUAGAGGCGGCGGGGCGGGGCGGGAACGGUUUCGCCGCUGUGCGGGCGGUGGCACUGGCAUGGCAGGUCCUGGCGCAGCUGCAGCUGCAGCAGCAGCAGCUGCUGCUGACGACGAUGCGCCACCUCCCAGCAUCGACUCAUUCAUUGCCCUCGGUUGGGGCCAGCCUGACAGACAACACAACACACAAACAGACAGGACAAAAGUGAGAACAGACGCAUGAGCCGUGUGUGUCAAUUGCAACGCACACGAACGAACACCUGAUGACACGGCUCAAAAGGCACCGCACCACCGCCCUCCCUGAACUGCACUGACUCUGCCUGGCAUGAGCCCCGCUUCACUCAAACCGCGCCACAACCGACCUCUACCUGUCACAACGGCCUACACGAGCAUCAACCUGCCUGCCUGCCUGCCUGCCUGGAACCCCUGGCUCAUGGGAAAGGCUCAGACGAGGCAAGGUCGAUCGGCCGGACGCGUCGGUAACACAUUCACUUUUCUCGGCACUGACUGCCUGAGUCUGCCCACCGGGUGAUGCCUACCGGUGAACUCACCUUGAAACGGCGGCGAAGGAGCUGGAAAGGUCGUCACUGACUCGUCAAACCGCGUUGGUCAGGGCGAGCCUGACACACGCACACAUACAGGCAAGCAGAACGGGUGGAAACACGCACACACAGGUCGUCACAGGCUAGAUCACAUCCAACAGACGUCACACAGAUCUGUCACAGUGUCGCUGACUGCCUCUGCUCAGCAUGACUCGGGGAAACACAAUUUUGGCUCUCUUUUGAGUCUUCCUUACACGUGCGUGUCUGUGUGUGCCGCUCCUUACGUCGUAAGAUGAUGAAAUUCGCCCAAAUUCGGUCAUUUUUGCGCUAAGCUCGCAUCGAUCCGAACUGUUCCUCUUCUCCUCGCUCUUUUUUCCCCGUUUUCCCCUCCCCCCGUCUUUGUCCGUCACGUCCUG